Paramuricea clavata is the source of this 698-nucleotide messenger RNA. The record is from the annotation of a GenBank genome assembly. Lineage: Eukaryota; Metazoa; Cnidaria; Anthozoa; Malacalcyonacea; Plexauridae.
AUGGACGAGAUCCAAUCCGUUGGUACUUCCACUUUCGUCACGACAUCCAAUUUUACUAGUCGAUCUAGCUCUUCUUUAAUCGGUUUCUUGAGGGCGAUUGGUACUUUCCGAACAGGUGUUUUAGUGGGUGGAAUUUCUUUAUUAACUUCGAGAUGCAGCUUCUCUUCAAAUCGGCCUUCACCUGUGAACACGUCUUUGUACCCGCUGAAGACUUCAGAUAUAGCAGAUCUUCUACCCAACUUGGCAAAGUCCAAAGUAUUUUCCGUGGUGGAUGCAAAGAAUGGAUUUUGGCAUGUACAAUUAGAUCAAGAAAGUAGCUAUCUAACGACGUUCGCAACGCCUUGGGGCCGUUACAGAUGGAAGCAGAUGCCGUUUGGAAUAUCUCCAGCUCCAGAAGAGUUUCAACGAUAUCUAGAUUUAGCACUGGAAGGAUUGGAAGGAAUUAAAGCAAUUUGUGAUGACAUACUUGUCUGCGGAGUUGGUGAAUCUUAUGAAGAAGCAGUGCAAGAUCAUGAUAACAAGCUGGUGAGUCUGCUUGAGCGCUGCAGAAGUAACGGAAUAAAACUGAAUUCAAAGAAGCUGCUGUUUCGUCGCAACCAAGUGAGUUUUAUGGGUCAUUUAAUCACGUCAAAGGGACUGAAGCCUGAUCCAGCAAAGGUGGAGGCGAUCCAGAAGAUGCCGAUACAAACAAGCAAGCG